AUGCUUUGGCCAGCCAUGCAGCCAUGGAAGGGGGUCUUGUACUUCAGCUUCUUCUCCUCACACUUGGAGAGAGCUGCACGCCUUCUUCUUCGCCUUGUCCUCGCGGCGACCUUUGGGGCACUGCUGCGCCAGGCCAUCUUCGGAGCCUUCGCGCGGUCGGCCACGCACCAGCUGUGCCGCUCUGCGCGUCCAGGCGAGGACACGCUGGCCCUGCCCGUGUCGCUGCUGUGCCAUGCUAUGGGGAUCCUUUCCUGUGCGCCCUUGUCCAUGGCGCCUUUGGCCACGAAGCCCCGAUGUGCUUGGCUCCGUUGGGCGCUGCUCCUUGUCGGUAACUUGGCCUCGCUGUUGAUCAUCGUCCUCUUCCUGGCGAAUUCCAGCGAUGCAGAUGGCAUGUGGUGGCUGAUCUGUCUCAUCGGGAUCCUCGCACAGGAAUUCUUGCUCCUUCCGCUCCUCGCGGCUUUUGGUCUGGCGACUUUGGCCACGCUCCUCCUGCGCCGAAGCCCCGAUCUUGCGGAAAACUUGAGGGACUGCUCGGCCCAAGCUCUGGCGCCCUUCCUUGAGCGGGAGAAGUCGAAGGAUUCUCUGAGUCAGAAGCGGAUCACCAUUGGAUCCGAGCCUUCGGUGGUCAUGGAGGACGAAGGGCGAUUCCAUGCGGCUCCCUCCCUGAUGCGCAACCUUAGCCAGGAGCAUAGCAAGGGGCAAGUUCUGGGGGUCAUCCCAGGGAUGCCCAGCUGA
Messenger RNA from Symbiodinium sp. CCMP2592, 735 nucleotides. The record is from the annotation of a GenBank genome assembly. NCBI's taxonomy places the organism in Eukaryota, Dinophyceae, Suessiales, Symbiodiniaceae.